UCGAGCCACCGUGGCCCGGGAAAGGAAAUCCUGCCGAACGGUGUCCGUCAAAUCAUAGGAGAGAAAAAAGAAAAAGAGAAGAAGGAAAAGGAAACGGGGAAAACAAUUCCGCAUCCCGUAUUCCAUUUUUUUCUUUUCUUUUUUUUUCCCUCGCUUUCGCACGACUUUACGACACCAUUAAGCAGAGUUCGCAGUCAUUGGUUCGGAAAGCUAUCGACCUAAAUAUUGCGCGAUAAAUUCAUUCGUUCAUAAUUGUUCAUCGCUUCGACUAUCGAGAUAUAUCGGGAAUGAAUUUCUCUCCACCCGUCCCGAUAUAAAAUUCACUUUUUAUCGGAAAUAUCUUCAUUCCACAUUGUCUAGAUCGACACAUCGCGACCACUGGGAGCGAUCGUUACGUCGAAGGGCAUCGAUCGAAGAUCGAUCGAUCGGAAAGGUCGAUGACUCUCGAAGCAAUGACUCGAGCAAGCCAGAGUGGCCACGAUAGUUUACCUAAGUACUUCCAUAUCCACAUACAUUAACCAGGUUAAUGACAUAGACCCACCGAGGUCUCGCGAUCGUCCGACUCGAUUUACAUCGAUCGCGGUCGCGAGUCGACCGGACCCAUCGAUAAAGUCCCGGAAUUUCUAGAAAAUCAUUUCGAAAACCAAGCUAAGAGCGAUCGAGACCCCAGCAACGAGACUCGCGCGUACGUAUUGCCAUCGCUGCGGUAAUUGAGGAUCGAUUGCGCCGAUCGAUGAAAUCAGGAUCAUCGAAUCGAUUCCCGAAACGUCGAUCGAGGUGUUGCGCCGAUCGAUAGAAAUCGGGAUCAUCGAAUCGAUUCCCCAAAAGGACGAUCGAUUGCGCCGCGCGCGGGCGCGCUGACGGGCGGAAGAGAAAUAAAGGACAAAAAAAAAGAAAAAGAUAAGAAAAGAGUGAUAGGGAAAACGAAAACCAGAUAAAAGAAAGGAGAGAGCGAAGCAGAACUCACGUCAUGACACACUGUCGAGUCAUUAGGAAAGUUAUGAAACGUAUGUCAAUUGAUCCCCUCAGAUAAGUGUGCGUCCUUGUGGUCACGUAGUCGUCGACCUGUGCGGAUGGGCGUGCGAGUGCGAGAGAGAGGGAGCGAUCGAGGAUCGCGCGAGUGCGAGAGAGACAGAGAGAGAGAAAGCCGGCGAGAGAGGCGAAGUUAUCAAUUAGGACGAAGAGAGGAUAGGAGUCGGGUGAUAAAUGUGCGUGGACGGGAAGAACCUCGCCGACCUCGGGGACAUCCUGAGCGGAGACCACUCUCGAAGGCGUCGAACUCGAGGAGGUGGGAAGUGCAGCCAGGAAUCGGUGCGGUCUGCAUCGUAUGCACCUGUGUGCACCUGCGCGCACCUAGAGCGAGCUUAGAAAGACGGUGUACAGAGAGAUGGGGGGAGUAGGGAGGCGCGAAAGUACGCAGGACACGGGAGAAGGAACUGACUAACGUUUCAGGAGGCAGCAGUCACACCACUCGUCCGGCAGUGCGUCCGUGGCCACCAGCCACACCUUGUCGAGAUCCCAACCAAAGCCUAGGACCGUGGUGACCUUCGAGCACCGACCUUGAAAAGAAGCGAAUCGGCGAGGUCGUCCUCCUUAUCAGAGGCUCCCGCGAGGACGCCAAGGCGCCACCCUGCCCACGAAAGUCCCAAAGAAUUAUCGAGGAUGGAAGUGAAGGGGCGCGUUGCCCUCGUUACAGGUGCAGCUUCCGGUAUAGGACGAGCAUAUGCCGAAGAAUUGCUCGAUCAAGGUGCCAAGGUCUCCGUCUGCGACAUUAACACGGAGGAGGGCGAGAAGGUGGUCGGCAAUUUGGCGUCGAAAUAUGGCAAAGAUCGCGUUAUCUUUUGCCAAUGCGACGUCACCGAUUAUCCCCAAUUCGAAGAAUCUUUCCAAGCUACGAUUGCGACUUUCGGUCACAUCGACAUCGUCAUCAACAAUGCUGGCAUCAUGAACGAUCGGUUUUGGGAGCUCGAAGUAGACAUCAACCUUAACGGGGUGAUCCGCGGUACGCUUUUGGCACAGAGAUUUCUGGGCACUGACAGAGGAGGCUGGGGUGGUGUCGUCGUCAACACCGGCAGUAAUAUCAGUGUCAACCCUUAUGUCAGCGUGCCGAUUUAUUCCGCGACAACGACGGCCAUUGUCAGCCUUACCAGAGCUUUCGGGGACCAAUACCACGUGGAUCUGACAGGAGUGAGAGUGAUGGCCCUUUGUCCGAGUGCGACAGACAGCAAUCUGGUUCGCGACGUCACGAAGCAACUUCUUUCCGCCCGAUACGAGGACGCCUGGCGUCGCGACACCGCGUCCUCGAUCCCUCAAAAAACCGAGCACGUGGCGAAGGCGUUGAUCCAAGUGUUGAGCACGGGAAAAAGUGGAAGCGUCUGGGUCGUCGAAAAUGGUCAACCCCCACGUGAGAUAAGCUUCCCGAAGCAUUAAGUCGCAAUCACGACGGGAACCUUCCUCGCUUGACUGCAAAUACAAUGCCGUACCAAUAUCUAAAUGAUAUAAGACAGUCCAUAUAAGCAGCUAUGAAUCGGUGCUGGGCAUCACUUGCAAAACAGACGCCACCCGACGCUCUCAUUCCACGCGAAGAAUGUCGAAUGGACGGUCUCGAGUCUUCGAGGGGGUGAAUUUUAAUUCCAUUAUUGACAAACCGUUUGUUGAAGAGGCCUUGGGAGAAUGGAAUGAUAAAACGAACCGUUUCCCCUGUAUUUCGAGGCGGCAAUUUGGACUGAUGGGUUUCAGAGCUCGAUCGGUCAUUUCUUUGGACUUCCACGUGGAAUGGGGGUGCGGAAUAGAGAUGUAAUGGAAAUCUCGUUUUUUACUGGGAAAUCGUAUUUUGCCCGGCACUGUCUCCGAAUGCACAACCUACGAGGGUAGGUCAGGUGCGAAAAGAUACGGUCCGAAGACUUUUAUCAGAUAGAAUUGCUUAGGUCGAUAGACUGUACCUACAGGUGGACGGAAUCACCCCAGCGCAUUUACCCCGUCGUUGGGAAAUUUUAGCCUCAGGAUAAUAUUAACAUAUUACAAUUUUAUCGUUUAAAGUCGCAGCCCUAAUAGCCACGAUCCGUGGCGGGUUUCGAGUACACAUUCGGCGUGGAUUUAUCGUAACGAUUAUCGAUUACGUACACAGGGUGCUUCUCCACUGGCGUGAGAAAAUUAUAUAAACGUUCAAGAAAAAUGUUAAUAAUUCGGGGAAAAAUUGUCACAAUACCCCGAGAAGCUUUCCAGGACCCAUGGAAGUCCUUUUAGAAGCUGAGACGAUGAAUCUCAAUGAAUCUCUUACACAAAAGCGGAAAAUCCUGAAAUUGAAAGAUAUGGUUCUGAUAAGCUAUUAGGCAUCGAUAUUACCAUUUCUUCUUUUUCUUUUUUUUUUACUCCCAUUAUCAAGGAAUGGCUAGUGGAGGAACAUCCAAUCGGUACAUUUUCACGUGGGGUACCUCGUAAAGGAUCGAACGCACAGAAGCAAUCGUGCUCGUAAUUUUUAUACAUUUUUUAAGCGAGAUCAAGCGCGAAGGGUGGCGGAGAGAAGUCGAACCGAGGGCGGGAAUUUUAAAAUGGGGGUAGAUAAUGUGGUAAGAAAAAAAAAGAUAUACGUGUAGACAAAAGAGGGGGCCCUAUCGUAACAAAGGGUCCUCUCUUCCGCCCUUCGAGGUUCGACAUCGAAGUCGCACCCUUUUCCCUUCAACUCCUGCAACCCACGAUCGGUAGAUCGGGUCCUUGCACAACUGAAAAUAUAAAGAAUAGGAAUUCUUCGCUAUUUUUAUCCGACUCUUUGACCGAUCUCGAUCAGUGCCAAUGAUCGAGAGUGGUUUAACCGAUUAGCGCAGUUAGCUAGGCGAGCUGUAAACCGCAGGGGGAUAAUUCUCUUAAAUUCCUUAGAUUUCCAAUUGUGCAACGAGCUUCUCGUUUCGCUGGAACGUGCAGGUGCAGGGGAUUAUUAAUAAUUGUUUUUUUUUUCUUUUUUCAUAGCAAGACCUCGUUUUUUCGGGCAGGUUCAAGCAAACGGGGAAUCAUCGGUUUCGCAUUCGUUCGCUUCUAGGUUUGCGUUGCACCGGCGGGAAGGUGUUCUUCCCUUAUCGGAAGGGGUUAUCGCACGAUUAGGACUCUUCGAGGGUGACCAACAAGGGCGACACAGAGGGAGGAAGUAUAAAAGACGAAGGGAACGAGGAGUCGCGGUUAGGUCAUUGUAAAUCGUCAACGGACUAUAAAUCCGUAGCUAGAGGAAAUUGUUAGUUCUGUUAUCAUUUGCUCGAGAUGUACGUUGCAAGCCUUAAUAAUAAAAUGCACAGCUUGGUAAGAACCCAGAACCUUCCUCCUCUCGGAAUUACCGCGCUAAAAGGUCGCCGAAACACAUUCUACAUUGGAGCGACCAUGCUUUUGUUUCUUUCGGCUUUCUGUCAACCUUUGCGCGUACUCUAUCAGAGAAUGAUAAGACGAAAGUCCUUGGCAAAUUCUUAGUUAAAUCCCGUUCCUUCGUGGGCCUUUAGUCUUAUUUGCUGGAAGGAAAGGGCCAGGGAGAAAGGAUGCUUUCUGUGCCCCUCUUGCGGCGCGCAACACCUGCUUUGACCAAUCACCUGAAGGACCCUUUCAGUUCCUCGUGCAAUUUUUACACCUGCCGUUG
This is a messenger RNA of Orussus abietinus, 4618 nucleotides long. RefSeq names its product 15-hydroxyprostaglandin dehydrogenase [NAD(+)]. Gene Ontology annotation, cellular component: cytoplasm. The transcript is spliced from 9 exons. NCBI's taxonomy places the organism in Eukaryota, Metazoa, Arthropoda, Insecta, Hymenoptera, Orussidae. The record is from RefSeq and is a predicted model, not a curated record. The coding region runs from base 1663 to 2430 and encodes 255 amino acids. Gene Ontology annotation, molecular function: oxidoreductase activity, acting on the CH-OH group of donors, NAD or NADP as acceptor.